AUUGCCUAUUAUCCAACUCGACUUGCUUAUACAAGUUUAAUAACCAUUGCCUAACAAAAAGUGAUGGUGCUUAUCGCCAUGCAAUAGUUUUCGGCUGACUGUGUAUAGGGAAAAGAUGAUGGGAUCUAAAGAAGCUCCUAAAAAAUACUUCGACAUUUGGUGGGCAGGGAUUAAAAGGUUGCCUGAAACGACUUCAAUUCAUGGAUUUAGAUUUAUUGCAGAUUCGAAACGUCACUGGACAGAACGAAUAUUCUGGCUAGCGUUCGUGGCGCUGUCUUGGUACGGGUCGUCGCUGCUGAUCCAGGCUCAGUACAAGGCUUACCAGAACUACCCGAUAUCGUUCGUGGUGGAGACCACGUACAAGGACUGGAAUACAGACUUCCCAUCUGUGGCGGUUUGCGAGAACGAUAACACGAAGCGUAUUGAAGAAAUUUCUGACAAGUUGUGGGGAGAAGAUCAUGAUUUCAAUAUGGAAGAAGUGCUAAAAGAAAUAGCAUUUUUUAAGGGUAUUACAUACUAUACUUCCGAAUUUUGUGGCUUGGAAAACCCUCUAUCUGAUUGUGUCAAGGGAAAUCUCAGUCAAUAUGCAAAUAUGGUAGGAAAUGAAGUGAUUUAUGUUCAGGUUCGCAGCAGCUGUGAGGACACAUUUGCCAAUUGUUCGUGGAACGGGGAAAGUUUUCCGUGCUGCAAGUACUUUAGGCCCAUGGAAACUGAACUGGGUACUUGUUUCGUUAUCAAUAGCAUUCAAGGGAGGUACGUUCUGGUAAUAAUAUAUAUAAAUAUUCCAUUUCCUAGCUGUUUGAAUAUAUAUUUUUUUAUAUUUUGUAGUGUCUUGAGCAGUAAUAUACUAAAAACAUUUCAUUUUAGGGAUAAACACGUACCAAAAUUGCCUAUGGUCAGCAACAAAACCACAGGUCCGGGCGCCAUAAACUUUCUCGUUUUGGUCACUGCUAAUGUCUAUAUCCUGAAUGAGGAAGAAGUGCCUUCUUUGACUACUUUGGGAUCCGAUGUUUUGACUGUUGGUCCGGAAGUUACACAUAAGCGAUACAUAACUAUAAGGAACAUUGAAAACGACAGAGAAGCGCGGAUGAUCUCGCCAGCCAAAAGAAAGUGCCGGUACACGGAUGAGAAUUUUCUAGACGUGUAUCGACAUUAUUCGUACACUGCAUGCACCGUGCAAUGCAGGAAGGAUGCACAACUACGCCUAUGCAACUGUACCAACUACUUCAUGCCAAAUGUACCUGAUCAUCUCAAGUGUGAUGUCAGCGGCAUCAUAUGUUUGAAUGACCACGUCAAUGUGCUUUCUGUGAGUAGAAUAAUAGAAAGUCGACAGAAUAUUUUCUCAGGUUUUACGCGGUUUCUCAGCAGUUUAUUUUCCCAGGUUUUACGCGCUGAAUGGUCAUCGAGGACUGGCUUAUAUUGUAAUUGCUUGCCGUCUUGCACUGAAGCAGAAAUAUCUAUCGUGAAGGAUUUUAAGGCAACCACUUCGGAGCCCUAUGCAAACGUCCAAAUUGCGCUGGCCAUGUUACCAAGCGAGAAGUACAGGAGGAAUGUAGUGAGAGGGGUUUUAGACUUAGUAGUAUCUACUGGAGGUACUGGGGGUCUCUUCCUUGGAGCAAGUAUACUGAGUUUCGUGGAGUUGCUGUAUAUUCUUCUCAUCCGCCCCUUCUGUGACAUAUAUAGCAAAAGAGAUGACGAUCCCUGGUACAGAAAAUAUGGGACGCGAAAGCUAGAAGACAACAAAUUCAUUCCUAACCCAGUUUGGAGCUACGAAACUGUAAAGAACGAUAAAGAUAUAAAACGUCGUAUUCAAGACAUGCAGCAAACUGCUGAAAAUCCUAAUUGA
Molecule: messenger RNA, 1846 nt
Organism: Plodia interpunctella (Indianmeal moth)
Lineage: Eukaryota; Metazoa; Arthropoda; Insecta; Lepidoptera; Pyralidae
Product: pickpocket protein 19-like
Exons: 8
Coding region: 116-1846 (576 amino acids)
Biological process (GO): sodium ion transmembrane transport
Cellular component (GO): plasma membrane
Molecular function (GO): ligand-gated sodium channel activity
Source: RefSeq, a predicted model, not a curated record